Molecule: messenger RNA, 4307 nt
Organism: Paramormyrops kingsleyae
Lineage: Eukaryota; Metazoa; Chordata; Actinopteri; Osteoglossiformes; Mormyridae
Product: TBC1 domain family member 10A-like
Biological process (GO): regulation of GTPase activity
Molecular function (GO): GTPase activator activity; small GTPase binding
Source: RefSeq, a predicted model, not a curated record
GAAUGUAUCCAGCAAUUCAUCCUGUUAAUGAAGCUUAAGCGCCAGCUCUGUCCCCCCGCCACGGCCCUCUCCCCGGAACGCGUAGCGCUGGGCGGAUCUCUGGCCACCCCGGUCACCAGUGCGCAGAUGUCGGAGGCACAACAGGGAGAUACGGGGGCACCGAAAUCCAGACGGCAGAGGAGCAGCGCCGUUUUAGUUGGAAGGCAGGCGGACAGCAGUUCGGAGGAAGCAGAAUCCGGCUCGGCAGGAAGGGCUGGCGUUAGCAGCGCCUCGGACACGCAAGGCUGGUGCCUUUAAAAGGCUCCGUCACGAGGACUAACGUUAAGCAAUCGCUGGAUGUGCGGUUAGUUACCGAAAGCGGAGGCGAUCUGGCGGAGGAGGCGCAUACCGAGCGAGCAGGCGGAGAGCCCACGCCUAGGGCGGCAGCGGACGACGGACACGGCAGCUUGGUGGCCGGGCGCUGGAGGCGGUGCUCUUCGGCCGCGAUCUUUCAUAAUCCAACCUAAUCACCGGUUUGAUGAUCAGCACAGCGAGUUUUCGGCGUCGGGGAACUUGGGUCGGGCUCAGCUAGACAAAACUGUCGUCUACCGGAGUCGCUGCUCGUUUUUCAUUCUGAAGUUUGGAUCUGUCCGUUUUACCCGGAGGGUUCCUGUUAGUGCUGCUGCUGGGAGCGUUAGGGUUACUCUUAGUGUUACCGUGUUACUCAGUUACUGUUAGGAGGGUUUCCUUUAUUUGGCUUGCACUCUCCACCGGGAUCUGACUUCUCCAUGACCGCCGCCUUAUGAGGAGCGGUCGCCUGGUUUCCCCCGGCCGGAGAACCGGAGCCAGUUUGGUGGCAACUCCGCUUAGCGGAGACCGAGAGAGACGGAGGCGGAGCGGCGACAGGGAAGCGGGCCGCCAACCAUGGCCGAGACGGAGGAGAAUGGCUGCCGGUCGGUGACUGAUUCCGGCAGCCUGCGGGGAACCACGGACAGCCUGGCAGACGGAGAGAGCUCCUUCGGUUCGGACUCAGAGAUCAACGGCUUCGCCAACACCGAUAAAUACGGAUUUAUUGGGGGGUCGCAGCAGAGCUCCGGGGACUCGGCCCAGGACAUCCCCCCCGAGGUGCUCCGCCAGCGUGAAGUCAAGUGGCUGGACAUGCUGAACCACUGGGACACAUGGAUGCAGAAGAGGAACAAGAAGGUGAAGCUCCGCUGUCAGAAGGGCAUCCCACCCUCGCUUCGGGGCCGCGCUUGGCUCUACUUGUCUGGGGCCAAAGUCAAGAAGGAGCAGAACAAGGGAAAGUUUGAGGAGCUGGAUGCUCAGCCUGGGGACCCCAAAUGGAUGGAUGUGAUUGAGAAGGACCUGCACCGACAGUUCCCCUUCCACGAGAUGUUCGUGUCCAGGGGCGGCCAUGGCCAGAAGGACCUGUACCGCGUGCUGAAGGCCUACACAAUAUACCAGCCAGAGGAGGGUUACUGCCAGGCCCAGGCACCCAUCGCCGCUGUGCUGCUCAUGCACCUGCCCGCCGAGGAUGCCUUCUGGGGCCUGGUUCAGAUCUGUGAGAAGUACCUCCCUGGAUACUACAGUGCGGGCCUGGAGGCGAUUCAGCUGGAUGGGGAGAUCUUGUUUGCCUUGCUGCGGCGCGUCUCGCACCAAGCCUACCGGCACCUGGAGAAACACGAGAUCACUCCUGUCCUGUACAUGACGGAGUGGUUCAUGUGUGCCUUCUCCCGCACGCUGCCCUGGGCAUCUGUACUGCGCGUCUGGGACAUGUUCUUCUGCGAGGGUGUGAAGAUCAUUUUCCGAGUAGGUCUGGUGCUGCUGAAGAAUAUGCUGGGCUCACAGGAGAAGCUGAAGACAUGCCAGGGGCAGUAUGAGACCAUCGAGAGGCUGCGUGCCAUUGACCCUCACUACAUUCAGGAGGCCUUCCUCGUGCGGGAGGUCCUGGAAGUGUCCCUGACAGAAGGGGACAUCGAGAAAGAACAUCAGGCUCAGCUGAAGCGCUGGAAGGAAGUCCGAGGCGAGCUGAAGCACAAGACCCCUCCCAGGAUGCAUGGCGCCUGGGCCAUCAUGGCCGCCGAGCCGCCCAGCCAGCAGGACCUGCAACAGACACCCACCAUACAGCUGCCACAGGAGGACAAGGAAGUCCCAAAGCAGAAGGACAACAAGAAGAAGGCCAGCCUGAGGAAGAAGAAGACUCCAAAGGAGAUCCCCAACCCGUAUGCCCUGCCCAGCGAUCCCAAGCCGCUCCUCAAAGCCUCUCCCCUUCAGGAGUCUAACCUGAGCAUCAGCAGUGCAGAGCAGGAUACAUACCUGUAGUUGAGGCUGUUCUGCCCUCAUGUGGCUUAACUGGGGAAGUGCUCCUGGACUGUCUAGGCACACUUGGGGAGUGUUUCUUCCUCUUCCUUUCUCCCCUGUAUCACAAUGGCUGUCUGACAUGAGCGGUGCUGGGCUUCUGUCAUUACUGUCUCACACUGCAGAGGUGAACUCCCAGCUUAUGUAUUACCCCUCAUUCUUCUGCUCCGUGAGAGGGCCGGGUCCCUAAACCACCCUGAUUAACUAAUGGAUACCACUCUCAUCAGCACCCAUUUUGUUCAUUGGGAUUUUAAUGACUAUUUGUGGAGGUAUGAAACUUUUUGUAAAGAUUUUGUGGUUUAUCCAUAUAUGUAGAUGGCAAAUGUUUAGGUUUUUUAUAAAGCAUACAGGGUUUCCCUGUAUAUAUCAGACUCUGACUUGGGAAGUGAGCAAAGAUGGUGUCAAGCAGUUUUUUAAAGCCUUUUUGUAUUACUAAAAAACACCAGAUGGCUAAAACUGAGCUUUUGUAGAGUUCUUUUUCAUACGGCACGGAGUGAUGCUGAUACUCAUUGCUGAGGGCUUUUCUUUCAUGUUGGAAGGGGCUCAAUAAGCAAACAUUUUUAAAAGGUGUAAAUGAGAUUCCCACAUUCACUGAGAGAAUCCCAGCUGGAAUAUGCACCAUUUGUUUAAGCUGGAACCGUACUAACACUGUGUCUGAAAUGUACAUUGCAUGUUUGAAGCCAAAGGCAUAUCAAUCUACUCUCUUUCACUUCAGCUGUAGAGAUGGGACAGCUGAUGACUGCUGGGAUUAAAAAAGCACCAAAUGUGCAUUUUUCUUUUCCUUGGUUUACAAUGAAAACAAAAGCUUACUGAAACGAAUGCCCAUCUUGCAUGUCUGAGAGUCCCACAGGGUAGUGCCGGCAGCCUUGCCACCACUUGCCUGGGGUAUGAUGACACGCAGGGGCUCAUGGGAACUGUAGUCUGGCAGAUAUCUGUGCCAGAUACAAUUAUCAUGCUCCACAUUUGUGUAAAUGAUCUUGUUUUUCAUUUAUGGUUUUUCAAUUGUAUUCAAACCGUUGAUUACCUGAUAAACCUAUUCUCUGCUAUCUUUGCUUAUCAAUCAUUUUAUUUCUGUUGAAUAUUUGUCCACAUUCCAUUCAAUGUCAUAGGUUAUCCAACAGAUGUCUUAUGAUGGUAAAUUGGAACAGUAACUUGUGUGUGUGUGUGUGUGUGUGUGUGUAUUACAUAAUACACACACACUAUUUUUUACAAUACUGUAUGGGUCUGCUUUGCCACUGUAUAUAAAUGGAUGCCUAAUAUGGCUUUUUUUUUUUUACUGGAAAACAAGAUUAGAACACUAUAGAUUUAUAUGUCAAGAUACCUUUGUAGAAACUUCAACUUAUUUGGGAAUAUGUAGUACUCUACUUUGGAAACGUCCUUUUAAGUGAACACACAAUAUCAUCGAGAAAUGUGAGGAAAGAGUAACCUUGCUAAACCUUAUGCCAUAAGCACAAUUACAGAGUAUCUUUUAAAAUGCACUUACCAUAGAUGGGCAAUAGCAGGUUUGUUAGAUAUAUCAAUUAUGAAUAAAGGGGAGUACAGCUCAGAAGACUGCGACGUUAUACUGGUAACACAAAAUUUGAUGAUAGAGGAGCAGUUCAGACUGGGAACCUGCAGAGCCAACCGCUACAUGAUGCAUGUCUGACUGGCAAAUCUUUUCAGCUUUUCAUUUAGGAACUUUGCAGGUCUGUUUUAGUAAGGUUUGUGCUUCUGGAGACGGUGAUCUUAAGUGAGCCGAGCCCACUGUGUUCUCCCAGCCCCUGUCCUCCUCCUCCUGCUCACUCAGUCCAUGAAGGAGUCCUUCUCUCAAGGGCCCAUCAAUGAAAAUGUGUUCAAAUUCAUUAAGAUACUAAAUAUAAGGUCUAGUAGCUAGAUCUUAUUUUAUUCUCUUGUGUGCCAAGGUCUGAAUUUCUGUGUAUUGUUUACUUCCAUAUUGAGCAAUGUACAAUAAACACAUUUGCACAGAACGA